AGAUGGUAGUAUGGCCAACGGAUUGGGAAAUGGACCACGACAGCCUCAUAAGCGCUGGUGGUGCGCUACAGAAGCUGAAGAUGUAUCCUUACUUUGAUGUGGCCCAUUAUCUUCUGAUGUGCGAAUCCGUUCGUGCUGACCUCGGACCAUCGUCACUACCAUUCUCUCGACGUCAUCCAUUUUCAUGCUGGUUAUCAUCGAUGUUGAUGUGCUUUGCAGGAAGUAUCCUCGCUUGCUUUCUGCUUGGAGAACCAGUCAUCACACCAUUCAGAAGACAUGAUGACGUCGUUUUGGCAUCCAUGGUAUGGUAUUCAGUUUUCUAUUCACCAUUUGAUAUCGUUCAUAAACUUAUCUCUCUGAAACCAAUCAAAGUAGUGGUCAGUAUAGCUAAGGAGGUGCAAAGAGCCCACAAGAUCUCUCAUGGAGUUGCAUACGCUGCCAAACUCUACCCAGAGUCAUAUAUGGUCCAAGUAUUAGUUGGAGUAGCUAGGGGAGCCGGAUCAGGAGUGCUCAAAAUCGUGGAACAGCUGGUUAGAGGAACAUGGAUGCCAUCACAGCAUGAAAUGUUGCGUCCAUCGUUUACUACCAAAGCCUGUGUGAUAGCUGCUCUAGUUUUCACCCUAGAGAGAAACAGUAUGUAUGUAACAGCACCACACGAUCUUGUCUACUUGUGUGUUGUUGGAUUCUUUUCCUAUUUCAAAUUAUCGGCUCUUUUGCUCGGCGUUAUCGAUCCAUCGGCUCCCAUCGAAAACCUAUUCUGUGCUCUUUUCAUGGGCGGUAUAUGCGACGCGUUGCACAAAGCUGUUGAUGCAACUAGAGAAGAAGCAAACGCUGGAAGAAAACCAGUGGAAGAUGAUCUUGUCGACGACAAGAAGUGGAAGAAGACCGAAAAGAAAAACAAAUGA
Molecule: messenger RNA, 905 nt
Organism: Cylicocyclus nassatus
Lineage: Eukaryota; Metazoa; Nematoda; Chromadorea; Rhabditida; Strongylidae
Source: the annotation of a GenBank genome assembly